UAAGCGGGCUUGGCGGAGGUGUGUACUCUCGUAGUGCUUCUUGUUAUAAACAGAAGUAACUCAGAACCGAUUGUUAUUUUUUUUUUUAAAGUUGUUUUUUUUUAAGACUUUCUAAACUUGAUCUAAUUAGAAGACACAUACAUAUAUUUUUACAUGUAUAUGUUUUGUUUUUAUUUGGUCUGGGUUUAAUUCCAUCCCAGCUGUGAACCCAUUAUGUUAACCAGGAAGAGGCCAGGUAGGAUUAGGACUGCCCUCUGCGGGAAUGUGAGCUAGUCGGCGUGCUCGGACUGAAGUUAUGACUUUAAUAUGGCUGAUAAAGGUCCGCUUUUAACUUCGUGUAUAAUAUUUUAUCUGUCGAUUGGAGGCGCAAUAUUCCAAAUUUUUGAAGAAGAAAACUGGAAAUCAGCCAGAGACCUGUAUGUUAAAGAAAAGGAGGACAUUCUGAAGAGAUUUAACUUGACUAAAGAGAAUCUGACUGAGAUACUGAAGGUAGUAUCAGAUGCUGCCGGGCAAGGCGUGGCGAUCACCGGGGACAAGGAUCGCAGUCCGUGGGACUGGGGGAGUUCUGCCAUCUUCGCUGCCUCCAUUGUCACCACUAUAGGUUAUGGUAAUAUUGCCCCCAGGACAAAAGGUGGACGUAUUUUCUGCAUCCUUUAUGGUCUGUGUGGGAUCCCUCUGUGUCUGGUAUGGAUAAGUGAGCUGGGUUCAUUCUUUGGAGACCGGGCCAAGCGUCUGUCUGGGGUGAUGAUAGACAAAGGCAUAUCAGUGAAAAAAGUCCAGUAUACCUGUAUAGCCUUGUUCCUUCUAUGGGGGCUGUUGGUGCAUCUGGUGAUUCCGCCGUUUGUUUUCAUGUCCAUGGAAGAAUGGACCUACUUGGAAGGUUUCUACUUCUCUUUCAUCACACUCACAACAGUCGGCUUUGGAGAUUAUGUGGCAGGUGUAAAUCCAGACAUAGAUUACCACCGCCUCUACAUAGUAUGUAAAGAAUUAUGGAUUUACAUGGGCCUAGCUUGGCUGUCCCUGUUCUUCAGCUGGAACGUCCACAUGGUAGUUGACGCUUCCAAAGUACUAAAGAAAAAAUGGCAAAAACGCAGGCACAGAAACUUCUAUCAUGAGGAGCUAGAGUCUUUAGAGGACAAGCCACAUGAAAAUGUAAAGCCCAACGUUAUUGACAUCUUUGGCUUCUUAUCUGAAAAGGAGGAAGACUACAAUACUGUCAUAAAAGAAAUUGGAAUGACAAAACGCAAACCAGCGCCAGCAGACAAAAUGAAUCGCUCAAAGAGCUGCAGUGACCUCCUCGGCACCUCUAUCCACAACUUGGAGCACUCUCCAAGGCGCAGGCGUAUGAUCAGUAUCAGCGAAGUGUUCCUCAAUGUAAAGGCCGAGGGGGACAAUGAUACAAAAGACGAGAAGCUUCCGUUAUUGCAAGAAAGCACGGGGGACCCUGAACCAUGUGAGAAAACUGACGAGGAACAGAAAAAGGACAGCUGUGCUGCUGAUUCAGAAGAUCAUGAUAUCGCCCUCAGUGGACCUGCCAAAAUAGAAGAAGAGGAAACUGUAGAGCAUCCUGAUGGCGGGGAGACUAGGUUUAGGAUUUCCAAGGUGGCUGAAGAAGAGUUGUUGUUGGAAAAUAUUGAGAAAGGGUAAAAGAAUUGUCCAAAGGCGUAUGCUGCUUUAAUGUACC
Oreochromis aureus is the source of this 1684-nucleotide messenger RNA. Its product is annotated as potassium channel subfamily K member 5-like. Lineage: Eukaryota; Metazoa; Chordata; Actinopteri; Cichliformes; Cichlidae. The transcript is spliced from 5 exons. The coding region runs from base 307 to 1647 and encodes 446 amino acids. Gene Ontology annotation, biological process: potassium ion transmembrane transport; stabilization of membrane potential. Gene Ontology annotation, cellular component: membrane. The record is from RefSeq and is a predicted model, not a curated record. Gene Ontology annotation, molecular function: potassium ion leak channel activity.